AAUGUAAGAAAUGGUGGCAUUGCUCAUCGAAUGGGGAGUCCAUGGACACGCAGAGAGCAGGUCAAUGGGUCAUUGUACAAUUUCUGGCUCCGAGGAAGCUCAAGUCGCACCUUGAGCAGCGGCAAGAACUCCGGGGGACGAGAGGCCUGCGAACAGGGGCGGCAGCGGCGGCGUCAGUGGUUGGAAGUUCUUUUAAUUUUAAAUUCUGGAAAUGGAGUGUUGCUCUUCUUUUAUAAAGUUAUCUUCAAGCUUUAACACCACAGUAUGCAAGUCUCCACUAACCUGCAACAGUCAUAGCAGUGGCUGUAGCAGGACUAGUUGCAGUAGUAGUAGAAGUCGGAAGAGGAAGAAGGGAAGUUUGGCGGUAAUCUCUGCCUUCUCUUACCAGAAAUUCAUUCACUUCGCUUUGGAUGAAACCAAGCGCCAUACCCACUUGGUGCCUUCGCCUUUGCAGGAUAACUUCAGUUCCAUGAGGGCCACAGAUGGAAAAACAGAGCUUCAGAUGCUAUCAUUCAAAGCACCCAAGAUUAGGCUCCUCCGAAGUUUGUGCAUUGAAGGGAGUGAAACCACACAGAAAAUCUGUGUGCAGGUUUUGGACUUUGCUGCAUUUCCGGAACCAAAAUUUGAUCUGCCAAUAUUUUGUGCCAACUUUUUUACAAGUGCUGGUGCGAACAUAGUUGUUCUGGACCUCAACCCUUUGUAUGAUGUCAUUAACCAAAAGGAUUACAAGGAGAAGUACUAUGAUAGCUUAAUUCCUCUUGGGCUCAAGUAUGCUGAGCUUUUACCUUGGGGAGGGAAGAUUACCAGUGAAUCUUUGAAAUUUUUCUCACCAAUUGUACUGUGGACCAAGUUUACUUCUAGCCCACGCAAGCAUGAUGAUUUAUAUUCUGCAUUCAUGGAUUACUACAAGGUGGAAAACCUUUUUUGGGCAUGGCUUGCACUGAUGGACCAAGCAUCAGAGGAGACAGAUGCUUCUCAAAUUAUCUGCAAUAGCGAAGCACAGCAUAGAUAUCUAACAUGGAGAGCAGAAAAGGAUCCUGGUCAUCGGGUUCUGAAAAAAUUGAUUGGCGACAAACUUGCAAAGGACUUGGUGAGGGACUUCCUCUUCAAUGGAAUUAAUGAACUUGGAAGGAAAACAUUCUUGGACUACUUUCCUGAGUAUUGGUGCGAGGAUGGGACUAUAAAUGAGAAACGCAGCAUAGUUGGGAAGUCAUUUGAAAAUCGACCCUGGGAUACAAGAGGAGAAUUCAUUGGUGACAAGUUUAGAUGACUAGUAUGAAUUGUGUUUCCAUGCGUCUCCCACACCCUCCCAAGCCAGCAUCUCUGUACCUUUUUUUUUUUUUUAAUUCCUAUAACCCUCUUCGGUCUUUGCAUUGCCUCUUAUGGACUGCUGUAUCAGUACUUUUAACAAGAGUUACCUUACUGGUUUCAAUGCAUAAAAUGUCUUCCAACUA
Malania oleifera is the source of this 1454-nucleotide messenger RNA. RefSeq names its product phytochromobilin:ferredoxin oxidoreductase, chloroplastic. The transcript is spliced from 8 exons. Bases 212 to 1270 code for a protein of 352 amino acids. Gene Ontology annotation, biological process: phytochromobilin biosynthetic process. The record is from RefSeq and is a predicted model, not a curated record. Lineage: Eukaryota; Viridiplantae; Streptophyta; Magnoliopsida; Santalales; Ximeniaceae. Gene Ontology annotation, molecular function: phytochromobilin:ferredoxin oxidoreductase activity; cobalt ion binding.